AUGUCUGUGGCUGCGAACGGUACAGAAAAGUAUCCGGUACUGAACGCGGCUAUGCGCCUCGCUAGUGACGUGUCACAAGUGUUCACAAAUUCGACGCGAGUUGACGCCUUCGAGCAAGAUACAGCGAAUCGAAGUGCUUACAAAGCGAUUAGCAUCGAUGUGAAACAACUGACGGCGGAAGUAGCUCAUCAGAUGGCUGACCUAAUUGAGAAACGGUCGCAGGCUUUGUGGCAGUCAAAGCGGACACUCGAAAUGACAGCUGGAAAUUUAUCCAGCCGGAUGACUGGAGAUGACGUCACUGAACGUAACAUUUCUGUCGCCUCGACGUCAUUCAGUCAUCUUCCCGUCAACCUGUCGGUAUCUUCAGUCAAAGUGCCGCUCGAUGUUGACACCGGCGACUUCUCUGUCACUUCGGCGAUUCACUGGUCGCGCUCGCUCACUCAGACGAUGACUGAAAACCUUGUCGCCGAGCCGUCUGCAUCAUGGCAAUAUUUUGGAAGCAGGGAAGGCUUCAUGCGUGUUUAUCCCGGUCUCGAGACGUUAGAAAACAGCAUUCACACGUUUGACACUCGGUUUGAGCGUUGGUAUAUCGAAGGGAGCGUUCUGCCGGCUGACGUUGUUGUUCUCAUCGACGCGAGCGGUUCCAUGCACGGAUUACCGUUGAAAAUCGCCAAUCAAACGACUCUCGGUAUCAUCAAUCUUCUGACGGAGAGAGAUCGUUUGGCUAUCGUCGCGUUCUCGAGUAUUGUCGACGUUCUGGGAUGUUCGAAGGACGCACUCGUGCAUACAACGAGAGAAACAAAAUCUAUGCUCGUCCGAGCUCUCUCCUCUGUGAGGUCUGAGAGUGUGUCGUCAUACGAGCCGGCAUUCACACGGGCCACGCAGUUGUUACUGCCCGUCAACGCAACUGACACUUCCCGUCAAAAGAUUAUAGUUCUCUUGACGGACGGAUCGCCUGUAAGAGACUUAGACUAUUUCAACAACUGGAACGUCGAUAGACGUAUUCGAGUGUUCUCGACUGUUGUCGGUCCGACUGCUCACAGCACGGGAUCUAGUCCAAGAUUAGCUUGCGAAAACAACGGCUUCUACACAGAAAUAAAAAAUCUUGAAGGAGCAAGAGACGCUCUGCGGUCAUUUGUCGGAUUACUGGGAAGAAGUAUGGCAUUUCAUAACGUUUCAGCUGCAAUUUCACCUCCAACUAGAAGUGAAAUCGACGGGCAACACGUCGUGAAAUUAUCUCUCCCGGUCAUUAACGGAACAGACGGAAUACACGACGCCUCUUUGCCGGCCCCCAAUCUUCUCGGAGUCGUCGGUAUCGACAUUCCAUUGUCAGACCUCGCAGGUCUCGUACCGAGCCACAUUGUUGGACCAUUGGCGUACGCGUUCAUUAUCGACAACUACGGGAGAUCUCUUCUCCAUCCAAGCCUCAAAAGUGAGCUUCUAGAUACAUUGGCGACCGACAUCUUGCAACUCGAAGGCAAUUCGUUUGCUGAUAUUCGAGCAGCAAUGCUACGUGGUGAGACUGGAAAUAGAACGCAAAUUCGGUCGAUUGUUAGUGAGAUUGAUGACAGGGUGUACGUCCGGCAAUUAGAAAUGAUUUACUCGUACAUGCCGUUAAGACCAAAGUCGACAGUCAGUGUCUGCCUGGUCGUUCCAACCCAUCACAACACAACGAUUGAAGUCACAGAGAGUAGAUCACUUGUAGACAAGCCCUCUGUAGCUUCCGUUUCGAUCACUCCGUGGCUGCAGUGUGUCAACGCUAGGGAUUUCAACAAAAGCGACGUCGACGGAUUUAUAAGAGACGUCGAUAACGGUACCGCAUGCGCAGAGUGGAAAAAUCGCGUCAUACUUGACGUCAACGAGACGGCACGGCUGAGCGACACGUGGGCAGAUGACCCAAACGUUUGCCUUAUGUUCGUAUCGACUCUAUCCGGUGUCACCAGGACAAAACCACACAAAUUCAACUGCAAUAUAUCAGGAUACGACCCAACUAACAAUCUGGUCGCAAAGUCUCGCUUGACGAGAGGCCUUCUACGCGGCAACACGGAUCUCAUCGUUGAGAGCACGGCAAAAAAUAUAACGCAGAUUACAAAGGCUGUUUACUACCACACAACUCCUGUGGCAGUCGUUGGGGUGGACAUACGGGAAAACAUACUACACGAGAUUUUUAGAAAAAACGUUCAAGACCUGUUGAGGGAUACUAACCGUGUAUAUCUCAUCGAUCAAAGCGGCUACAUCUUGGAUUACCUGCAAGCAGAGUCGACGACUAUACGUGACUCGAGACGCGGUCAUUCCAUCAGUGAGUAUGAGAGUUCGCUUAUAAACAAGGCCAUACAGAAAGGACACUUUACAACGGUCACAGUGUCGAGCUACACGACGCAAUGUACUUUCCAACAAGCUGUAAGCAGCGGUGCGGUCUCGUUCUUUCUAAAACCGUGGAGUCUCGUCCAGCAUUACAUUCUUGUGUGGCUCUACAAUCUGACAUUGUUUCUGAUGCAAGCCGAUCUCAUCAGUCUAAUCAGUGGUGAGGCAUUUACAGUGGAAGCUACUGUGAUCUCUUCUACUCCUGUUCUACACUCGUGCCUGCGUCACCAGACUGUCUACUCGGCAUCUGAUUUGUCUUACUAUAAUCGUGAAUCGUACUGCUGUGUGAUGGGGGUCGAGAGCACACAGUGUUCAGCCAGUUAUAUCAUUGCAGCUGUCCCUAACACUAAUCUGUUGUUAGUCGUCAUAGAUGGGGAUACGAGUAUUCACUACUGUGAUACACAACUGGAAUCACAGUUGGGGUGGACUCGUAUACCAAGUCCAUGCACGUCGAAUCUCUCUGACGUGUUGGAGCAAUCACAACCACUUAAUAUCACUAAUGAAUUGGGACGAUAUCUCUGUACGUCAGGCAGCUACAGCAAACAACUCUCCACAGUCGCCGCCAUAAUCUGUACUCUACUAGCCAUUGUGUUACAUAGAAUGACAUACAAUUAUUAAUC
This is a messenger RNA of Corticium candelabrum, 2984 nucleotides long. Its product is annotated as voltage-dependent calcium channel subunit alpha-2/delta-3-like. The transcript has a single exon. The record is from RefSeq and is a predicted model, not a curated record. Gene Ontology annotation, molecular function: voltage-gated calcium channel activity. Bases 1 to 2982 code for a protein of 993 amino acids. NCBI's taxonomy places the organism in Eukaryota, Metazoa, Porifera, Homoscleromorpha, Homosclerophorida, Plakinidae. Gene Ontology annotation, cellular component: voltage-gated calcium channel complex.